UAGACGUUUAAAUCGGUUUUCCGGUCUGUGGAAUUGAUUGUGUUCGUUGAAAAAAUAAGAGUGGAAAAUUAUGCCAAACGCGAUGACAUCGAUUUUCCUGCCUCUCUUGCUGGUUGUGGGCGUAGUUUGGAGCAGAUCGUUGGAUGCCGAAGGAGAUGGAAACACUUUCCAGCCAUUCAUGACGACGUCUGACAAACGGAGAGUUUGCGUGGAAUUGUGCCUGACGGGACUAGGCGGUUCUCCGUGCGGCUCGGAUUGUAUCGAUAUAAUGCCUCAUAAUCUUCCCAUCCAGUUGGAUGACAACAUGACCAACUCGAAUUCUGAUAAAAGACACGUUAUGCGGAACAGUUCAUGUCCCGUUCUUUGUAAAAACAAUUUGGGAAAUCCUUUGUGUUCGUGCGACAACCUCAAUGUUGGUUUGGAGAAGGAUCAAAAUAACGUGAACUUCGUGGAAAUCUGCAGUGAUUUCUGUAUCAGAUACAGCUACAGAUUGGCCGGAUGUCAAAAAUGCAGCAUUUACCAAACCCUUUUUUCUUCGGAAACUGACAACUUCGGUCAAACAAAUUUCAUGACCAGCAGUUAUAAUGGAAUCGACUGGUAUGCUUGGUGCCAAAAUCAGUGCGGAAAAGGAGAUGGAGGAGCUGCUUGCAAUUGCGAUCGCCUACCCAUAUAUUAAGAAAUAGUGGAGAAUAUCCAACCGGAUCAAAAUAAUCUAUCCUGGAUCCUUUUGAUGGCCAGCUUUCUUACUUAAAUAUAUAAAAGUGUUGGUUUUUUACUGUAUAGAAAUAGUUGUUUCUAUUUUGUAAUUGAUAUCAUAUAAAAAUAAAAACUGUUUAACGAAAAUGAUGAAAAAAA
Molecule: messenger RNA, 855 nt
Organism: Diorhabda sublineata
Lineage: Eukaryota; Metazoa; Arthropoda; Insecta; Coleoptera; Chrysomelidae
Exons: 4
Coding region: 71-676 (201 amino acids)
Source: RefSeq, a predicted model, not a curated record